AAUACAUAACUUCAAUCCGUUGAAAAAGUGUUUUCUUUAAAGGUUAUUCAUUUUUAGUAACUACGACGUCUUUCUGUUGGGUGAUAGGGGUUAUUAAUUAAUAAAUUACUAUUUGCAAAACUUUUAUCCCCAAAUGCAUUAAAUUUUGUAAACCAUUUUUAAAUAUCAACUAUCCUGUUUUGUAGUUUUUUAAACAAAAAGUUUAGCAUCAAAAGUUUUUUAUAGCAUAUUAUGACGUUCAACAAAAGUUUACCCUUAGUAAAUCUGUGAUGUUCACAGUUAAAUGUUCAUUGUUGAUUCUGUAGUUGUGUACUUGAUUUUACGAAUAUUUAAUAGUGAAAGAUAGAUUUUAAUAAUUUUAUUGUGUUAAUUAUAAUCCAAAGUACUGUUUAUUUUAAAAAAGCUUCAUAAAUUUAUAUUGUUACGUGACAAAAUAUUUGGUUUUCUGAUAUAUUAGGUUUCUUACCAUUUGUGCCUUUCAUCAUUUCAUUAAGAAAAAACGCGCGCGUUUUUAUAUAUUUUUAAAUUUCCAUCGGUGUCUCUGUGCGCUUAAUAAUAUUAAAACUUGCUUUUCUAUUACAUUUGACUUCUUAAAAUUUAAACGUUGUUGUGGUAAAGAUUGUAUUAUGAGUGACGACGAUGUAACUAUAAUGGAGGUGGACGAAGUUGAACCUGCAACUUCAAAGUCUGCUGUAACAGUGUCGUUGAAAACCGCACAGUUGCCAUGGAUAGAAAAGUAUCGUCCCCAGAAAUUUUCAGACAUUGUUGGGAAUGAAGAUACCGUGUCACGGCUGGCUGUGUUUGCAAAGGCGGGCAACGCUCCUAACAUUAUUAUAGCCGGUCCACCAGGUGUAGGCAAAACUACGACUAUUCUAUGUUUGGCACGAGCUCUGCUCGGACUGGCUUUCAAAGACGCCGUGCUCGAGCUUAAUGCAUCAAACGACCGUGGGAUUGAUGUAGUUAGAAAUAAAAUAAAGAUGUUUGCACAACAAAAGGUGACACUCCCCCCUGGACGACACAAGAUAGUGAUACUCGAUGAGGCGGAUAGCAUGACUGAUGGAGCACAGCAGGCUCUUCGACGGACAAUGGAGCUUUACUCGAGCACCACACGGUUUGCUCUCGCUGCUAACAACAGUGAGAAAAUUAUUGAACCUAUACAAUCCCGUUGUGCUGUGCUGCGUUACUCUAGGCUCAACGACUCACAGAUAUUGGCAAAGGUGGUAGAGGUGUGCGGGAAGGAAGGUCUGUCGUACACCGAGGAAGGGUUGUCGGCCGUGGUGUUCACGGCGCAGGGAGACCUGAGAGCCGCACUCAACAACUUGCAGUCCACGGCGCAAGGCUUCGGACACGUCAGCCCCGAUCACGUGUUCAAGGUUUGCGACGAGCCGCACCCGAUGCUCAUCCGCAAUAUGCUCGAAUCUUGCCUCAAGCGGGACAUACACGAGGCCUACAAGGUAAUAGCGAAGCUGGUGAAACUGGGCUACGCCGCGGAAGACAUCGUCGGUAACAUUUUCAGAGUAGCCAAGACGUUGGACGCGCCCGACGACGCCAAGCUGACGCUGAUCCGCGAGAUAGGGCUGACGCACAUGCGCGUGGCCGACGGCCUCGCUUCGCCGCUGCAGCUGGCCGCCCUGCUCGCGCGCAUGUGCCAUGGCUCGGUAACUUCUAAAGGAUAGAUAAGGCAGACCCACCGCAAAAGAGUAAAGAAUAGAACAU
Messenger RNA from Pieris brassicae (large cabbage white), 1716 nucleotides. It is a transcript of the gene RfC4, whose product is annotated as replication factor C subunit 2. The record is from RefSeq and is a predicted model, not a curated record. Gene Ontology annotation, molecular function: ATP binding; DNA binding; ATP hydrolysis activity. The transcript is spliced from 4 exons. Gene Ontology annotation, cellular component: nucleus; DNA replication factor C complex. Gene Ontology annotation, biological process: DNA repair; DNA-templated DNA replication. Lineage: Eukaryota; Metazoa; Arthropoda; Insecta; Lepidoptera; Pieridae. The coding region runs from base 627 to 1676 and encodes 349 amino acids.